UGGUAUAAAAGGAAGGGGUUAAACCAGGGAGGAAGGCAGUUCAGGAGCAACAGCACAUCUGCAUCCAACAUGAGCAACACCAGCAUGAACAUGAGGGGCAAGAUCAUCUUCUACGAGGACAGGAAUUUCCAGGGUCGUUCCUAUGAGUGCAUGAACGACUGUUCUGACAUGACUUCCUACCUGAGCAGGUGCCACUCCUGCAGGGUGGAGGGCGGCUGCUUCAUGGUCUAUGACCGUCCCAACUACAUGGGAAACCAGUGGUUCAUGAAGAGGGGCGAGUACGCUGACUACAUGAGCAUGAUGGGAUGGAGUGGUGGCAUCAGGUCUUGCCGUAUGAUCCCCAUGCACAGAGGCCAGUUCAGGAUGAAGAUCUACGAGAGGGAGAACUUCGGUGGUCAGAGUUACGAGAUGAUGGACGACUGUGACAACAUCAUGGACCGUUACCGUAUGGCUGACUGCCAGUCCUGCCACGUGAUGGACGGCCACUGGCUGAUGUACGAGCAGCCCCACUACAGAGGCAGGAUGAUGUACAUGAGGCCCGGAGAGUACAGGAACUUCAGGGACAUGGGCAUGAGCGGCAUGAGGUGGAUGAGCAUGAGGCGCAUCAUGGACUCUUGCUAA
Micropterus salmoides (largemouth bass) is the source of this 621-nucleotide messenger RNA. Its product is annotated as gamma-crystallin M3-like. The coding region runs from base 70 to 621 and encodes 183 amino acids. The record is from RefSeq and is a predicted model, not a curated record. The transcript has 3 exons. Gene Ontology annotation, molecular function: structural constituent of eye lens. Lineage: Eukaryota; Metazoa; Chordata; Actinopteri; Centrarchiformes; Centrarchidae. Gene Ontology annotation, biological process: visual perception; lens development in camera-type eye.